CUCUCUCUCUCUCUCUCUCUCUCUCUCUCUCAGGUGGAGGAAAAAGAGCGGGUGGGUUAUGCAAUUAUUCCUUUUCUCCACAUCUCCGCGUUUUCUCUGCACCUAACCCUCAUUUAGGAGGUGAAUCUGAGCAGAUUUUGUGAUGCCAGGUAGAGAUUUAGUGCUUGAAUUUUGUUUUGGCUUUUUUUGAACUAUUUAAAACUCUUGUGUUUGUGGUGGGUAGGUGGUGAAAUAAAUCUGCACAUGCAAAUAGCCCUUUGUUUUCCAAUCUGUAUUUGAUUCCCAUAAUCCAAACAGACACGUUGAGUCCAAUACAUAUCCCUAAGGUUGAAACGGCUGUGAACUUAACCUACAAGUGCAUGCACUAAAAGCAUCCCCACCAUAAUCUGAUACCCUACAGACUAGAAGCCAAGAAACGAGAUCAGUAUAAACAUACAAACACCCACAAACACACAGGGAGAGAGAGACACAGAGAGGUCUGUAGAGAGAGGGAGAGAUGGAGCAAGGAAGAACAGAAGAGGGAACGAGUGAACAGCAAGAUCAACAGCAGCGUCGAUUGAAGCCGUCGGAAAAUCCUCUCAACCAUCUACCACAACAACCUCAGAAAUGCCCUCGUUGUGAUUCUCUCAACACCAAGUUUUGCUACUUCAACAACUAUAGCCUCACUCAGCCCCGGUAUUUCUGCAAGACUUGCCGGAGGUACUGGACUCAAGGCGGAACCCUACGGAACGUCCCUGUUGGUGGUGGUUGUCGUAAGGGAAAGCGGACCAAAUCCUCCUCCUCCUCAGGCGGUGAGAAUUCAAGAACUCAAUCACCACCACCACCGCCACCACCUCAACAACACAUACAAGUUCCUUCAAAUUUGACAACCAUGCAUAUGGCAACGAUGCUUCCGGGUAGUUCUAGUCUACCCACAAAUCAAGCUUUCAGGAACAAAGAACUUGGUAAGUUGGGUUUGCCUCCGGCGAUCCCACCGAUGAGUUCUUACAAUUCUGGUGGUGGGUUUUUAUCUUCUUUGGCAGCCAUGCAAGGACUCGAUCAGACACUCAAUUUUGGUGGCCAAUUUGGUGCUGGGGCUUCUAAUUGGGCUCUCUUACAAGGGCUCAAUGUUCCUUCUUGGAGGUCACAACAGGUUCACUCCCAGCAGAUUGAGCAGGAGAGAGAUUAUUAUCAGAUGGGUAAUCGAGAAAAGAACACAGACCCCAUGUACCCAUCUGAUCAAUUGGUUCAACCAAGUAGGACUAUGGGUUCAUGGACUCAUAGCUUCAUCAACACCACAAACCCUUCAGGCUCCGAACCCAAUUUCUGGAACAACACCACCAGUCACACCACCAGUACCAGCAGCGCCACCAACACAGGGUCUUCUAUGAACCCAAAUCAAUGGCCUGAUCUGCCAGGCUAUGGCGGCCCUCCAUGAGUUUUAACAUUCUUGUAGCCAUCUCAAGCUCCACAUCAGCUACCAGAACAGCACAAAUGUUAGAGAAUUUCUUGGCUUUCGUAUACAACUUCCAUCGAGUCUUCUUUAUCUUUUUUUUUUUUGUUUUUUUCACUUGAUUUGGUUUUGGGUAUAUGGUCUUUAGUUUUCAUUAUAGAACAUGGAUUGGAUAGGUUUUUGGGAUGUGGAAAUUAAUUAUAU
Messenger RNA from Ilex paraguariensis (yerba mate), 1636 nucleotides. The record is from the annotation of a GenBank genome assembly. NCBI's taxonomy places the organism in Eukaryota, Viridiplantae, Streptophyta, Magnoliopsida, Aquifoliales, Aquifoliaceae.